UCAAAGCAUCAAUAUAUGUUUCUUCAACAAUGGAAAGCCACCAACUUCUCAUAAAUUCUCUCUCUCUCUCUCUGUCCCCUCUAUCAUGUAAACAAACCAAGUGAGAAACGAAGAAGGAAAGAUCUUCAGUGCUUUAAUGGCGCAGCGCGUUUCAGACGAUGAGGUUUCAAAUCAGAUGGCCAAAGUCGAAAACGAAGCUCACCCCUACGCGUUUCAUGUCUCUGGCCCUCGCAAUCUGACCACCCUAAAUUGGAGAGACCUUAUCAAUUCUAGUUGGAAAGAUCCAAAUUACAAAAGAACAGUAAUAGCCUGCUUCAUCCAAGCAGUGUACCUCCUGGAACUAGACAGGCAAGAGAAUCGAUCCCAAUCAAACGCUCUAGCCCCGCACUGGUGGAUCCCCUUCAAGUACAAGCUCACCAAAACUCUAAUCGACGAACGCGACGGAUCCAUUUUCGGCGCAAUCCUCGAAUGGGAUCGAUCCGCCGCCAUGGCCGACUUAGUCCUCCUCAGACCUAGCGGAGCCCCCAAAGCUGUUCUCGCACUCCGAGGAACUAUCCUCAAGGGCCCCACCAUCCGCAGAGACAUCGUAGACGAUCUCCGAUUUCUCGCCUGGGAAAGCCUCAAAGGGUCCGUGAGGUUUAGCUCAGCCUUGGAAGCUCUCAGAUCUGCUUGCGAUGAGUAUGGUAGUAGCAACGUGUGUGUUGCAGGUCAUUCUCUCGGUGCAGGUUUUGCUCUUCAGGUCGGAAAGGCUUUGGCCAAAGAAGGGAUUUACGUGGACACGCAUUUGUUCAAUCCACCUUCAGUUUCAAUCGCCAUGAGCUUCAGAAACAUUGGAGAAAAAGCUGAUUCGCUCUGGAAGAAGGUGAAGAAAUCUUUCGUCUCUAACUCAGACCCCGAGGACGAUCAGAUUCCUCCAAAUGUCACUCCCGGAUCCGGGUCGGGUAAUUGGAUGACCCGGCUCACAAGUUGGAAGGAUUCUGGUCGCUGGGUUCCACAUUUGUACGUGAAUAACAGUGAUUAUAUUUGUUGCUCUUAUACCGACCCGGAUCAUGGUGGCGAUGAUGGCAGAGCCAGAGAAGGAGAUGCCGACAAAGAGAAUGUGAGGCCGUCUAGUGGCGGCAGCGGCGGUCAAACUGCAGCGAAAUUGUUUGUGGUGACAAAGGAGAAGCAGAGGUUUCUUGAGGCUCACGGGUUGGAACAGUGGUGGUCCAGUGACGCGGAGCUCCAACUAGCUAUACAUAAUAGUAAGUUGAUAACAAGGCAACUUAAGUCUUUGUAUAAUGUGGCUUCUUCACAAAUAAUACAAGGAAAAGGGAACCUCAAGUGAGAGUGUUAUUAUUGUAGAUAUUUUAUUUGAUUUUUUUGGAUAUUUUUUAAAAUUUUCUUGUUUGUGAAAUAACACGCUUGUAUACACACAUGUUGUAUUUUCACUAUUUUUGUUCUUGUUUGAUCAAUUGGUUUUGCUGUGCUGCA
Molecule: messenger RNA, 1473 nt
Organism: Prosopis cineraria
Lineage: Eukaryota; Viridiplantae; Streptophyta; Magnoliopsida; Fabales; Fabaceae
Product: GDSL esterase/lipase At4g10955-like
Exons: 2
Coding region: 137-1327 (396 amino acids)
Source: RefSeq, a predicted model, not a curated record